UUUGCCCAACCGGUCUACAUGUGCUUUGUGGACCUGGAAAAGGCAUUCGACCGUGUCCCUUGCGGUGUCCUGUGGGGGGUGCUCCGGGAGUAUGGGAUUGUUGGCGCGCUACUACGUGCCAUUCGGUCCUUGUACAAUCGGAGCAGGUGCCUGGUUCGCAUUGCCAGCAGUAAGUCAAGCCCGUUUCCGGUGAACGUUGGCCUCCACCAAGGCUGCCCUUUGUCACCGAUUCUGUUCAUAAUUUUCAUAAUUUUCAUGGACAGAAUUUCUAGGCGCAGCCAAGGUGUCGAGGGAGUCCAGUUCGGGGGCCUUAGGAUCUCGUCUCUGCUAUUUGCGGAUGACGUGGUCCUGAUGGCCUCAUCGGGCUGCAGCGUUUACUGGGACGGUUUGCAUCUGAGUGUGAAGCUUCUGGGAUGAGACUCAGCACCUCCAAAUCUGAGGCCAUGUUUCUCAGUCGGAAAAGGGUGGAUUGCUCUCUCCGGGUUGGGAAUGAGGUCCUGCCCCAGGUGGAGGAGUUCAAGUAUCUCGGGGUCUUGUUCUUGAGUGAGGGAAGGUUGGAGCGUGAGGUCGAUAGGCGGAUUGGCGCAGCGUCUGCCGUAAUGCGGUCGCUGUACCAGACUGUCGUGGUAAAGAGAGAGCUGAGCCGGAAGGCAAAGCUCUCAGUUUACCGUUCGAUCUAUGUUCCUACCCUCACCUAUGGUCAUGAGAUUUGGGUCAUGACCGAAAGAACGAGAUCGCGGAUACAAGCGGCUGAAAUUAGUUUUCUUCGUAGGGUGGCGGGACUCACCCUAAGAGAUAGGGUGAGGAGCUCGGUCAUCCGGGAGGAGCUCAGACUAGAGCCGCUGCUCCUUCACAUCGAGAGGAGCCAGCUGAGGUGGCUCGGGCAUCUAGUCCGGAUGCCUCCCGGACGCCUCCCUAGUGAGGUGUUUCGGGCAUGCCCAACCGGGAGAAUGCCCCGGGGAAGACCUCGGACACGCUGGAGGGAUUAUGUCUCACAUCUGGCCUGGGAACGCCUUGGUGUCCUCCCGGCGGAGCUGGAGGAGGUAGUCGGGGAACGGGAAGUCUAGGCUUCCCUACUAAGACUGCUGCCCUCGUGACCCGGACCCGGAUAAGCGGAGGAAAAUGGAAUGGAAUGGAUUUAACACAAAGAAGCAGAACACCAGUGUUGCCACAAGUUUGUUGUGUUCUUUGCUUUGCUGGUGCUGGAGUCCUGAGUCCUCACAGCUUCAUAGUCCAAGUGAGGAGAUGAGAAAGGCAGAGCCACAGCCCCCCUCUGUUAAAGAGGAAGAGGAGGAGCCACAGCCCCCCUCUGUUAAAGAGGAAGAGGAGGAGCCACAGCCCCCCUCUGUUAAAGAGGAAGAGGAGGAGCCACAGUCCCCCUCUGUUAAAGAGGAAGAGGAGGAGCCACAGCCCCCCUAUAUUAAAGAGGAGGAGGAAGAACUCUCGAUCACUCAGGACAAAGAGCAUCUUCUAAGACCAGACGAGGAUGAUCUCACCAGGUUGCCACUGACUGGUGUCUCUGUGAAGACCGAAGACCAUGAAGACAAACCACCUGAGUCCUCACAGCUUCAUCAUAGUCCAAGUGAGGAGAUGAGAGAGGCGGUGCCUUCAUGCGGCAGCUCACUGCAACACAUGACAACAGAAGCUGAUGGAGACCACCUCUUCGCUCCACUGUCAGAUAGUGACGACACAACGUCACACUCUCCUGAAGAUGAAGACAGCAACUACAACCAAGAAUCUCUGAGCAGCGAUACAGACUGUGAAGGUGAUUUGACGACUCACACUGGCAACAAACACUCUGAAAGCUCUAAAAAGAAGACAGAGACCAGUCAGGCCAUACCAGACGCCACUGCUACCACAGCCCAGGCAGGGGCAGCUGCUGAUGAAGACUUUGAUGAUGAGCCCGAGGAGGUCUUGACACAGGACCAGCCUGACAAUGAGGAGCAACCCCCAGGUGAUGACCAACCUGAGAAGGGCCGUGCUGCUGGUGCUGAAGACUCUGUCUCUCAGCACCCACACUUGGAGAGGGACGAUGAACAGCGUCAGCCUCAGAAGAAGUCUCGCCGCAAGGCCCUCCUGCUCGACAAUGACACUCAGGAGCAACUCUUCGAGUGGGUCCGGGAGCACGAACUUUUGUGGAGGAAGGGGGCCACCGACUACAAGAAUACAAAGAAGAAGACGGAGCUUUGGACCAGGAAGGCAAGAGAGCUGGACAUUGAGGAGGGAGCUAAAGCUCUCAGGACAUGGUGGAAGUCAGUCCGGGACCUCUACACUAAGCUUCUCUCCAAGAAGUCUGGCCAGGCUGCACCGAACUUGACAGACAGAGAACUGUUCGUCCAGAGGAACUGCGCCUUUCUACACAAGGAGGUGAAGCCCAGGAAAGGUCAGCCACUUAGAAGCAUACCCCUCACACAGGAACCUGUAGCCAGCCAGCCUCCAGCAGCUCAGCCCUCGGCGUCGGCCAGCACCUCUCGCCAGCCUUCCCGCGACGUCGAGGAACAGGAAGAGGACGAGGGCUCACUCUCGCUCAUUGAAACUCAAGCGGCAGUCACGAGGUCCAUGGGCACCCCCUCACCAGCUCCCUCCUCCACCACCACCAGACCACGCCGUGCCGCCACCAGAGCUGAGCCUGAAGACUCCCCUGCGAUGCUGGAGAUAAGGGAUUGUAUGAAGGCCACCAACGCCCUCAUGGAGAGACUGGUCCAAGCCCAAGAGAUCAGCCAUGCAAGGCAGCCCUUCAUCACGUACAUGUCCCAGUCUCUCCAACGACUACCUGAGGCCCAGUACCAGCUCACAGUGGAGAGAAUGACGGCCAUCCUCCACGAGAUGCAGCAACCCAUCCCCCACCCCCUUCCUCCAGCUCCACCACGUCCAGCAUCAGUACUUUCACCCACACUCGCAUUCUACCAGCAGCCGCAUUACUUCCAGCCCCAGCCUCAGCAUCACGGCUUCCAGCAGGAGCCUCUCGACUUCCAGCAACAGUCUCAGCCUCAGCAUCAGCCUCAGCACGUCCAGCAAUUGACACCCAGAGUCAGCCAGCCAUCCUCCACCCCAAGGAGCUCCAACGAAGGACUCAUGUUGUCAGACAUGCCGAACUUUUCCUCCAUUAACCACACCAACAUGAGCGCUGUCAGCGAGGGGGGGAUUCUCCAGGACCUCCAGAGGCAGGAGAUGAACGCUCCACCCAUACCAAUCACCACCUCACCACCACUACUUGCAGAGAUGAGGGCCACCACCGAGGAGAAUUGAGACUGCUUGUGAUGUGUUGAAGGGACUGCUCAGACAUUUCAUGUGAUUUUUGUUUAAGGGAUGAGCUGGUCAGCUGUUUUGAUGUUUCCUGUUUGUUUGCAUGUGCACUUGUGUGUUUGGGUGGUCUGUAGUAAACUGCAUUUUUAUUAAACUA
Dunckerocampus dactyliophorus (ringed pipefish) is the source of this 3403-nucleotide messenger RNA. Its product is annotated as cilia- and flagella-associated protein 251-like. The transcript is spliced from 5 exons. The record is from RefSeq and is a predicted model, not a curated record. NCBI's taxonomy places the organism in Eukaryota, Metazoa, Chordata, Actinopteri, Syngnathiformes, Syngnathidae. Bases 1123 to 3249 code for a protein of 708 amino acids.